AUGGCUGGAAUAAGAAAGAAGGAAAUAAAAAUUGAAAAUAUUGAGAUUAAAGAAGAGAUUCCAGAAUAUAUCCUUCCAUCCCCUUCUGAAGCGGAAACAUCUGCUGUUUAUAUAAAGGAGGAAGAUGUUAAGGUGGAAAUUACUGAAACUAAAGAUGAAAUAGUAAACCAGGAAGAGGAUUCUCUGUUGUCUGAUGUGAGGAGAAAAAAGAGGAAAACAGGAGGAGGAAGAUUUUCUUGUGAUAAAUGUGAGUACGUUGCAACUACAAUAAUUCUUCUGAGCAGACAUGUGAGUAAACAUGAAGAAGGAGGAUAUCCCUGUAAUAUAUGUGAGUACGUUGCUUCCCAUUCAGGUAAUUUAAAACAGCAUAUUGAAAGUAAACACAUAGGAGUGAGAUAUCCUUGUGAUAAAUGUGAAUACGCUGCAACAACAGCAGCUAGUCUGAAAAUACACAUUGAGAAUAUUCAUGAAGGAGUGAGACAUCCCUGUGACAAAUGUAAUUACGCUGCGACUUCAACAAGUUCACUGAAAAGCCAUAUUAAGCGUAAACAUAAAGAAGUGAAAUAUCCUUGUGAUAAAUGUGAGUAUGCUGCUACUUCAGCAAGUCAACUAAGAGAGCAUAUGAAGAGUAUCCACAAAAGAUUGAGAUACCUUUGUGAUAAAUGUGAGUUCACUUCUACUGAAAGAAUUCAUCUUAGUAUGCAUAAAGAGAAUAAACAUGAAGGAAUAAGCAUGCAGUGA
Molecule: messenger RNA, 741 nt
Organism: Eurytemora carolleeae
Lineage: Eukaryota; Metazoa; Arthropoda; Copepoda; Calanoida; Temoridae
Product: RE1-silencing transcription factor B
Exons: 2
Coding region: 1-741 (246 amino acids)
Biological process (GO): regulation of transcription by RNA polymerase II
Molecular function (GO): RNA polymerase II transcription regulatory region sequence-specific DNA binding; DNA-binding transcription factor activity, RNA polymerase II-specific
Source: RefSeq, a predicted model, not a curated record